Seriola dumerili (greater amberjack) is the source of this 2261-nucleotide messenger RNA. RefSeq names its product interleukin 1 receptor associated kinase 3 (gene irak3). Bases 24 to 1802 code for a protein of 592 amino acids. Gene Ontology annotation, biological process: signal transduction; protein phosphorylation. Gene Ontology annotation, cellular component: plasma membrane. The record is from RefSeq and is a predicted model, not a curated record. The transcript is spliced from 12 exons. Gene Ontology annotation, molecular function: protein binding; protein kinase activity; ATP binding. Lineage: Eukaryota; Metazoa; Chordata; Actinopteri; Carangiformes; Carangidae.
UCUCUGUGAGGACGGCUGUUCAGAUGGAUUCCUCCACCUUCCUCUACGAUGUCCCCCCGCUUCUCCUCGAGAGCUUCUGUCGGAUCAUGGACAGCGGAGGCGACAGUCUGGGAUGGCGCGGACUAGCUGUCCGAAUCGCCCCCAGCUUGUUAGAAGUCCGCAUGUUGGAGCGCUUGGAGGCAGCAGGUCGGAGUCCCACCUGGGAGCUGCUGUGGUCCUGGGCCCAGCAGAAUUCAAGAGUGCAGGACCUGCUCAAGGUGCUGCAGGACAUGGGCCACCACAGGGCCCUGCAGCUCUUCCAGAGUCCAGCUCAAGGCCAGUUACAAACAAUUCAAGAGUCACAGUCACCCCCCAAGGAUCAACACACAGAGCGUGAAACUAAAGUGAAUAAGAAUAAGGAAUCCCUCCAAAAAGAGGAGCUUUCUUCGAGUCCUGUGUCCACCGGAGAAAACCAGCCAUCCGUUAUCACCUUCCAAGACAUCAGGGAGGGAACCCGAGGUUUCCACCAUGAAAUGAGAAUUGCAGAGGGACAUUUUUCUGAUGUCUACAGAGCAUGGAUAGGAAAUAAAACCUUUGCAGUCAAGCUUUUUAAACAGGUAAAUAAUGUGUCCUGGAAGAAGCUGUGGGAUAUCUUCACUAAAGAAAUGGAAGUUCAUCAUUUAUAUCAACAUCCAAACAUCGCAGACUUGUUGGGCUGUUUUUCUGACGAGGGCCACUACUGUCUGCUCUAUCCUUACCUCCCCAGUGGAUCGCUUUCCCACAGACUACACCAUCAGGACGGAGAGCAUCCUCUGACUUGGCAGGAGCGUCUCACAAUCAUCAAGGGAGUUGCAAAAGCUUUGCAUCACCUCCAUACGGCCCAGCCCUGCCCAGUGAUCUGUGGCAACAUCUCCAGUGCUAACAUACUGUUGGACGACGCCCUGCAGCCCAAGCUGUCUAACUUUGGGUUGGCUCGUCUACGUCCUCAUUCAGCCAAUCAGAACUGCACCAUCACUCUCGACACGAGUUUCCACAGCAACCUGGGAUACCUCCCUGAGGAGUACAUCCGAGAUGGCAAGCUAUCCUUCAGCCUGGACGUCUACAGCUUUGGAAUGGUGAUAAUGGAAACAGUAACAGGACGGAAGGUCAUAGAGGAUGGACCCAAACAAACACUGCUGAGGGAUUUGCUCGUCUCUGAGGUGGAGGACAGCGGUGGUGUGGACUCUUGUCUGCAGUUUUUGGACAAGGCGGCCGGUCGGUGGCCGACUGCCUUGGCCCUCAGCCUACUGACUCUGGCCUUGGACUGCACUGCGAGCCGCCACCGCCACAGACCAAGCAUGGAGAAUGUACUUCGGACACUGAGCCAGCUGCUUCCUCCGCCCACAUGCCCACUUGCAGAUCAACCCCGCAGCCUGGAUGAUGGGGCCGCUGUGAAUGCCCAGCAGAGCCCCCCAUCCUCCUCCCUCCCUGUGGAGCACGAUGAGCAGCACAGCCUCCCUGGGGCUCCAGGACAGGCAGGGCCCUGUGAGUGCAGCCAGUCGGAGGUGACAUACCUGAGUGACAGCGUGGGAUCUCAGGGUGAGGCAGCAGUGGACCUGUACGGCAGCUGGCCUGUACAGUGCAGCUGCCCGGCUGAGCCCGGUGGUCUGGCCUGCGAGGACUGCAGGGCCAACGGGUACACGCCCUACCACACAGAGAGUCCUCAGACUGACGUCAGUGUGGUGGAAAACGAAGCCAAGGAGAGGCUGAGGAACAAACUGAGUCUUUAUGACAGAGGGCUGAUUCACACAGAGGAACUGUUCUCUGAGGCAGGACUGCAGUAAACAGCAGGAUCCCUGAUAGCUCUGGGGUCCACUGACGUUUUCAACGCUGUGACAAGACAGCACAAAUCAACAUAACUCCUCGCACCACACUGUGACACCUGACUAUGUUCUCAUUCAGAUGGUUAUUACUGAAACUUAAAAUAAUACAAAGUUUUUUUUUUUUUUUACAAAGUGUUUUCCACUGUUCACAUUUCCACACUGUUGUACAAUUAGUCAGUAUUAGUGAAUGAUUACUGACACUGUCACCCGUAACUGAUCUGAUGGCUUGAUGCAUCACUGACAGUGACAAGUCCCACCAAUUAAUCAUAGUGAAACUGUUUCUCUGCUAAGGUUUUCUCUUUUCACAUCGGCCGGUUUCAGUGAGACCUCCUCCCUGGUUGAUUUCUGUGACAAACACAAACACAGGAAGUGGAGUGAAAUAAACAAAAACACUAGCAGAGUAACAAAAUGUAUUUUAAU